AUGAGAAAGUCUUUGAGAAAAGUUAAAAAAUACAAAGUUGAAUUGUAUCCAGAACCUUGGAAACCCAGAGAUUAUGAAAGUAUCUAUUCAUAAAAAGUACUUGCAAGUAAGUCAUCUUCAAAAAGAAAUGCUACAGAGGAUUAGUUGAAUUCUUAAUACUGUGAAGAACCUGACCCAAUCUAAAAUUGUCAUGAUAUACAAAUGCACUCUUAUCUCCUGCAAAAUAUAAAUUCUAAAGAUCUUCUUUUAUUGAAGUACAUGCAAAAAUUUCCAGUGAGAUAGGAUAUAAAAAGAGCGAGGGAUGGCGAUGUGAAAAAUUAUCCAGAUACUCGUAAAAAUCCUAUUAAAAGAAUGAAAUUAGAGAGAGUAAUAGAAUUCUUACACCACAACAAGAGUAUUUAUUAAGAGUAUUUAGACUUCGAUAUUGAGAAAACAUCUCACAAUAAAACCUAAGACUACAAAUCUAGCAAGCAGCAAGUAUUAAAAUAAUCCUAGGGCAAUAAAUAAAAUAAAAAUGGAAGAUAGUCAGUAAGUUUUAAACUGCCCAUUGAAAGUUUUAAGAUGGAGAAAAAUUAAGACAAGAGAAAUAGUAGUCAGCAAACUAAUUAUAAGGACUAUGGCUCCUAUUAACAACAAGAUAAAAAUAUUUAUAAAUUCAGUGAUGAGCGAAUACUCGAAGAAGGCCCUGGUGAUUUUCAACCUAAUGAAAAAUAAAGGUAAAUGAUAAUACAUUUGUAGCCUCUAUAAAAACCGGAUACUACACCGUUCAAAACUAAAAGUAAUGCCAAAUUUCACAAUGAAGAAGUAAUGUCAAUGUCCUAAAAGCAAUUAUCAAUGGCAAAUUUAUAAAGUCCAAAGGAAAAAUCCCACAAUUUAGAAGAGCAAAUUCAGUCUCUAAGGAAUGUGAAGUUUUUGAUGAAUUAUAAAUCUCAAAGUAAUCAUGUUAGUCCAUUUUAGUCUUAAAAAUUCUUAGAUAAGCGUAGCUCUAACUAAAUCAAUGACAUUAAAUAAAACACAGAUUCACUACAAAAUAUAAAAUUCUAAGAUAUUAAUAAAUUUAGACAUCAUUAUCAAACUCCUUAAAUGAGCAAAAAUCUAAGGACAAGUUAUAAUAUCACAAAAAGGGAGAUACUCAGAUCUCCAGAUCUAAGUGUCAAAGAUUAAAGUUUGAGAAACAUUCAGAAUAGUUCUUCAAUAAAAGAUUAUUCAGUUAAUUAGAGAUAUGAUUCGUAACUUUAAAGCCAAAGAAGUGAGUAAAUGGAUUAAAUGCUUAGAAAGUGCGAUUUUCAAAGGAAAAACUUGAAAGCUUAAAGAUUCAAGUUAAACAAAGAAAUAAAGUAUUUCAGAUCAAGCUAUCAGAGUUGCUAACGAUAGAUAGAUCUUAAUCUAUAAAUAAAUCAUUUCAAUGCUCAGCAAGAUGACCAUUAGGCAGUAAAUUACGAAGAUGAAGAGAGGGUGGAUGAUCACAGCUUUGAUAAAAUUAAGAUUGACAACUCCUAGCUUCAAGAAGCGAAUAGAUAAAUAGAAGAAAUAAUAAAUAAUGCAAAGAUAAGAUCUGAUUUUAGAGUUGAUAGUCCUUAUACAGAAAAAUCUUAGAUAAGUGGGAGCAUUAUUCAAAAAUUGAUUUAAGAUUUUCUCUACAAAAAAAUGACAAAUAAGGCCAAAGUUAAAAAAAGAAGGAAUCUUUCUCCUGAGGAACAGGAAUAGCAAAAAGAACAGGCUGAUAGAGAAAAGUUAAAGAAAAUGGGCGAUGAUUUUGAUUAAAAGUCGUAAAUUUAGGCUAAGCUAGAUAAGAAUCUCAAGAAAAUUCCAUUUAACAGAGCAGAAUUAGAAGAAUUAAUGAGUGAUUAGAAUUUCGCUGAAAUUUAUGCAGAUUUCGAAAAGUACAGACCAAGAAUUAGUAAAGAAUCUAAUAGGGAUUAAAUACCAUUACAUCUUAGAAAGUCUAAGCUUAAAAAUAAAAAAGAUACAACUUUUAGAGAUUAUGAUCAAUUAGAUUUUCUCUUCUAGUGA
Messenger RNA from Stylonychia lemnae, 2013 nucleotides. The record is from the annotation of a GenBank genome assembly. NCBI's taxonomy places the organism in Eukaryota, Ciliophora, Spirotrichea, Sporadotrichida, Oxytrichidae.